ACCUAUCAAACUCCACAUUCCUCUUCUGUGCCCUUCUGUCCAAUUUCAGGAGCUAAAACGUGAGGACAGUACGAGCACAGAGGGAGGAAAGUUACAACUAGGAGUAAAUCUCCAACAUUAACUGGAGGGUACUGAAUUUACGGCACUGAAGCUGAAGGGGCUGUUUGUACACAGGAUACCAGACUCUUGCCUCAUCUCACAGCAGCCAUGGUGUGUCUACUCAUAUCCAUAACUGUACUGCAUUUGGUCACUCUGGCCAUGCUCCUCACUGCCACCCUGGAAAAGUGGUGGGUAUGGGAAGAUUCUAAAAUCUCAGACCUCUGGUAUAACUGCUUCCAUGACAACGCCACAGACACCUGGUUGUGUGCUGCUACAGAUGAAAGCGACUGGCUGCAAUCUGUCCAGGCCCUGAUGAUCCUCUCUGUUGUCUUCUCCUCAAUCUCCUUCCUGGUUUUUGUUGGUCAGCUGAUCACCAUCUCCAAAGGAGGACUCUUCUACUUCACAGGCCUCUGUCAGGCCUUUGCAGGUCUCACAGUCUUUGCUGCCUGCCUCAUCUUCACCUUCCACAGGAAGGAAAUCUUAGGUGACACUAGAGACCUGAGCAAAGGACGCUUUGGAUACUGCUUCAUCCUGGCAUGGCUGUGUGUCCCAAUCCUCUUUAUCAGUGCAAUGCUGUACGCCCACCUGCGCAAGAGGCAAUGAGAGAAGAAACAGAGAGGAGGGGAAAGCUUCCAUAUUAACCAUAUUCAGGGUGCCCUGACGUCAAGCUUUGAGUGGGAAGCUUAAGAGCUGUUAAAAUAAAACUGUGUGUUCCUGGUUGCAAGUUGUUAAAUGUAAGGAAUCUAUUUAAUACAGGCAACUGGUCUAGCCUCAGGACGCACCACCAACUCAGAAAUGUGGGUCUCAGCUGGUGGUAAGAAAUCGUGACCCAAAUUUCUGUUUUUUCAACCGAUGAGAUUUAUUUAUCAAGUAAACGUGCAUUUAGGACCCCAAACAUUACAAAACAUGUGACAGAACAAGGACACAGAACAAACAUUUUUUUUAAAGAUUUCUUCAUAGACUUUUGGACACUCGGCAGGCACACAUUUGCGACGCAUUGAAAAACGGCUCUGCGACCCACUUCUCAGUCCCGACCCACCAGUUUAUAACCACUGUUCUAAAAGUUAUUAUUUCACCACUUCUUUAUUGUACAGCAACCGGAAAGACAAUUUAAAAAACAAUAAUUCAGACGGCAGAUUGUAUUUAUUCAACGAUUUUCAAAUGUUUACUUAACAAGGAGGAUAUUUCUAGUUAUCUAAUAAGUGGUUCAAUGCCAAUGUAACAGCUUAAAAAGGUUUACUACACAAAUACAAAAAUACAACUCUGUUUUCUUUAUGACUAAAGUCCCACCCUACCUUGCAACACUAUCUCAUCUUGGUGGCCAUAUCUCUGUCUAGUAUGAGAUGCCAUCAAGAUCGUAACAAGAUAACUAAAGGUCAUUCAACUCAGACAUGCUCUAAGUACAUGUUCUACAUGUGUGAUUCUGAGAUAAUAUUAAUGUAAAGCUUGUUGUGUUUAAUAGAUUACUGUGAUUAUGGAAGGACAACAUGGCAAUAGGAAGAUUUUGUUAUAUUUGUAUGUACAUUUCUUUUUUAUGUAAUAAAAGCAAUAAAAUGA
Labrus mixtus (cuckoo wrasse) is the source of this 1656-nucleotide messenger RNA. It is a transcript of the gene emp3a, whose product is annotated as epithelial membrane protein 3a (MAM blood group). The transcript has 5 exons. NCBI's taxonomy places the organism in Eukaryota, Metazoa, Chordata, Actinopteri, Labriformes, Labridae. Gene Ontology annotation, cellular component: plasma membrane. The record is from RefSeq and is a predicted model, not a curated record. The coding region runs from base 208 to 702 and encodes 164 amino acids.